Messenger RNA from Cheilinus undulatus (humphead wrasse), 1391 nucleotides. RefSeq names its product homeobox C9a (gene hoxc9a). Lineage: Eukaryota; Metazoa; Chordata; Actinopteri; Labriformes; Labridae. Gene Ontology annotation, cellular component: nucleus. The transcript is spliced from 2 exons. The coding region runs from base 93 to 881 and encodes 262 amino acids. Gene Ontology annotation, molecular function: RNA polymerase II cis-regulatory region sequence-specific DNA binding; DNA-binding transcription factor activity, RNA polymerase II-specific. The record is from RefSeq and is a predicted model, not a curated record. Gene Ontology annotation, biological process: embryonic skeletal system morphogenesis; regulation of transcription by RNA polymerase II; proximal/distal pattern formation.
CCUGCCUUGAUUGUUCUAUGGGUAGAUAAAAAAGUACACAUACACUCCAUAUAAUAAUCGGAUGCAUGUAAAAGAGUCGGGGAGGCUUCGACAUGUCGACCACGGGUCCCAUAACUAAUUAUUAUGUGGACUCCUUGAUCAGCCAUGAAAACGAGGAUGUCCUUGCUGCAACUCGCUUCUCGGCACCCGGUUCGCACCCAGCCGGCCCUCGUCCUCCGUCUCUAGUACCGGAGUGCGCCGACUAUCCUUCCUGCAGCUUCGCACCCAAGCCUCCCGUCUUCUCCACCUCCUGGGCCCCCGUCCACUCCCAGUCUUCAGUGGUUUACCAUCCAUACAGUCAUCAACCUCACUUAGGCACAGACUCGAGGUACAUGCGCUCAUGGCUGGAGCCGAUAUCAGGCGCGGUGCCUUUCCACGGCUACCCGGGGAACAGCAGGCAUUAUGGGCUCAAGCCCGACGCCUUCCAGGAGCACAGAGCCGGAGAGUGCCUUGGCUCCGGAGGACGGACCUACACGGAUUAUCUGUACUGUUCCUCCACUGACAUGCGGGACAAGACGCAGCAGAAUGUCCCCUCUCCCGAGUCGGAGCUGCUGGCUUCAGGGAAACAUAAAGACGAGAAGCCGGAGCUAGAUCCGAAUAACCCUGUUGCAAAUUGGAUACACGCCCGAUCCACUAGGAAGAAGCGCUGUCCUUACACAAAGUACCAGACUCUGGAACUGGAAAAGGAGUUUUUGUUCAAUAUGUACCUAACGAGAGACCGUCGGUUCGAGGUCGCGAGGGUCCUGAAUCUGACGGAGAGGCAGGUCAAAAUCUGGUUUCAGAACCGGCGAAUGAAGAUGAAGAAAAUGAACAAAGAAAAGAGCGACAGCAAAGAACAAUAAUAAUCAAAAUGGGACUGCUGCAGAGAGAAAACCAACACUAAUAACCACUAAGUCACAUGGACAGCACAGAUAUCCCUCCUUAUCUUCAUAUUUAUCCAUUCGUUGGAUUUUUGUAUUAACCUUCUAACUCUGAGACUGUUUAGUUGAUUUCCAGAGCACAUUUUUUGGGGUGUUAUAGAGAAAGAGAAAAUCUUCUAGAAGAUAAUUACAUUCUUUCACUUGGAAAAAACUCCAUGUUUUCUUUUCUUCUUUAUUUGUUAAAGCAGUUAUACACGUUGCAGUUUGGACACUUUGAAACUGUCUGAAGAAAGAUGAUACUUGAAUUCUUUUGAAUUUCACAAAACCAUAAUUUAUGAUGUGAAUGUUUUAAUUUCCUUUGUACGCUGUUGUGCAGGUGUAGUAUUUUGUACAGAACCAGAACAUCUGCGCUCGGACUCGCCUGUCUUGUAUUUUUUUUUUGUGAUAGUUGUUGCUGUAUUUGUGCAUUUCUUCUUUUUUGAUUGUAGCGAG